AUGAACACACCUUGGGCUGAUGUAGACUAUGUGUUCAUGCCUCUUCUGCCCACAAAUAAAGCUCACUGGUUGCUAGGUCUGCUAGAAUUCAGAAGCCACAGAUUGAUCGUGUUCAAUUCAGCUGGUAAAACUUACCAUGACUGGAAGGUGCUAAAAGGUGUUGAGCCUUAUGUGAAGAUAUUGCCUGCUCUUAUGAAUGCAUUGGGAAUUUCGAAAAAAGACCCUGACUAUAAUGGAUCUGGGUGCAUGGAAUUGAAGGUGACCGUUGACACUGCCAUACCCCAACAGAUGAAUGGUCAUGAUUGCGGGGUGUUCGUCAUAUUAUAUGCGUUAUAUAUCCUUCGAGACCUAUGUCAAGAAUCCGAGGCAGGCCACAGACGUUCUAUACCACAGAAAUUUGAUGUCGCCAAAUGUAGACUUGAUAUUGCAUCGCUACUCUACAAACACCGGGAGACCUAUGUCAAGAAUCCGAGGCAGGCCACAAAAGGAGAGGGCAUUGUCAUUGAAUGA
Molecule: messenger RNA, 510 nt
Organism: Olea europaea var. sylvestris
Lineage: Eukaryota; Viridiplantae; Streptophyta; Magnoliopsida; Lamiales; Oleaceae
Product: sentrin-specific protease 1-like
Exons: 2
Coding region: 1-510 (169 amino acids)
Biological process (GO): proteolysis
Molecular function (GO): cysteine-type peptidase activity
Source: RefSeq, a predicted model, not a curated record